Messenger RNA from Psammomys obesus (fat sand rat), 3738 nucleotides. It is a transcript of the gene Eri1, whose product is annotated as exoribonuclease 1. NCBI's taxonomy places the organism in Eukaryota, Metazoa, Chordata, Mammalia, Rodentia, Muridae. Gene Ontology annotation, biological process: exonucleolytic trimming to generate mature 3'-end of 5.8S rRNA from tricistronic rRNA transcript (SSU-rRNA, 5.8S rRNA, LSU-rRNA). Gene Ontology annotation, cellular component: nucleolus; cytoplasm. Gene Ontology annotation, molecular function: nucleic acid binding; 3'-5'-RNA exonuclease activity. The transcript is spliced from 7 exons. The coding region runs from base 98 to 1147 and encodes 349 amino acids. The record is from RefSeq and is a predicted model, not a curated record.
UUGUGUGGCCGCCGCCGCGGGAACGUGAGCGCGGUAGUUUUUCGAAGGGGAGAGCGACGGCGGGCGUCAGCGGCCACCUCCCGGCGCGAGGGGAGGCAUGGAGGACGAGCGGGGCGGGCAGCGCGGCGGCGGCGGCGGCGGCGAAGCGGCUCAGCAGAAGACCCCGCGGCCGGAGAGCGAGGAGUCCCGGCCGCUGAGCGCCGAGAAAAAGCAGCGAUGUAGACUUGACGGCAAAGAAACAAAUGGAUCUAAGUUUAUUACCUCCAAUGGAAGUGACUUCAGUGACCCAGUUUACAAAGAGAUUGCUUUGGCAAAUGGUUGUAUUAACAGAAUGAGUAAGGAGGAACUCAGAGCUAAACUCUCAGAAUUUAAGCUUGAAACAAGAGGAGUCAAGGAUGUCCUAAAGAAGCGACUGAAGAACUAUUACAAGAAGCAGAAGCUGAUGCUGAAAGAAAGCAGUUGUGUGGACAGUUACUAUGACUACAUUUGUAUUAUUGACUUUGAAGCUACUUGUGAAGAGGGAAAUCCAGCUGAGUUCAUACAUGAAAUUAUUGAGUUUCCUGUUGUUCUCUUGAAUACACACACCUUAGAAAUCGAAGAUACGUUUCAGCAGUAUGUGAGGCCAGAGGUCAAUGCGCAGCUUUCAGAUUUCUGCAUCAGCCUUACUGGAAUUACUCAGGAUCAGGUAGACAGAGCUGAUGCUUUCCCUCAGGUCCUGAGAAAAGUAAUUGAAUGGAUGAAGUCAAAGGAAUUAGGAACUAAGUACAAAUACUGCAUAUUAACAGAUGGUUCCUGGGAUAUGAGUAAGUUCUUAAACAUCCAGUGCCAACUCAGCAGACUCAAGUACCCUCCUUUUGCCAAGAAGUGGAUCAAUAUUCGAAAGUCAUACGGAAACUUUUAUAAGGUUCCCAGAAGCCAAACCAAACUGACCAUAAUGCUUGAAAAAUUAGGAAUGGAUUAUGAUGGGCGGCCUCACAGUGGUCUUGAUGACUCUAAGAACAUUGCUAGAAUAGCAGUUCGUAUGCUGCAGGAUGGAUGUGAACUCCGAAUCAAUGAAAGACUACAUGGAGGACAAUUGAUGAGCGUGUCCUCUUCCUUACCAAUAGAGGGCGCCCCAGCUCCACAGAUGCCACAUAGUAGAAAGUAACUGCAUUUUUCUCUGGAUCAGUUGCUACAAAGAAAAAGUAGAUGAAUGACUCUGAGUUAGUGCAACCUUCAAGCACCUUAAACAUUUACAAGCUUACUACAAUUUCAGCUAGAUGAGUACAUAUGCAAACAUUUUGUAGGAAUUCUUUGCCACCAGCACUUUUGAUAUGAGCAGUAUUUGUUACACAGUAACCAUUCCUGCUUAGAACUGAAUUUUAUAAGAUGUCCAAGUUGUGUUCCUUCGGUUUUAAAAUGAGAAGUCUUACUGCUUCAUUCCUUGAAUGUCAUGUCUUUACUGAUAAUUGAAAUCUGAAAUGAAUUUCUAUAUUACCACCAUUAAAUUAAAUUUGGCUUUGGAAAUGAGGAAAGAGUUAAAAGGUAGUAUUUAUAUUCCCAUUGAAUUUUAUCUAAAACAUGGUCCUUUUAAUUUUUUAAGUUUGUGAGUGAAGUUGAGGGGUUAUGGUUGAAGGUUGUAUUCCAGGAAUGCCAUGUAGGUAACAGAUUCUACAAGUGUUUAAGUUCUGUACUUAAAAUGGCGUAAUGUUUGUGUAUAACCUACAAACAAAUGGUUGUAUUGUUGAUAGAAUAAUGACGAGAGCAAAAGUCUACAGGUUGGUGUAGACACAACUACAGUAGGCCUCACUACGAAGCAUGUGGGUGAGUUGCUCAGCCAGCACCACCUGGAGGCAAACCAAGAACCCGAGACGGUGGCGGGGACAGUUGUCCUGUGUAUCGCACGUCUGGUCCAUUCAGGGUAGUGCUUGUGAGUAGCAAAUUCAGAUAUUUUUGGCACAUUUUCUGCAUACAUGCAGGCCAGGUAGUGGUUUCUAAAGGUCCCCACCACCAAGCUUGACAGUCUAGUUUGCUGGACUGAGAGAAUCAACUCAAGGAUAGCCUAUGACCCUCUGCAUGCACACCACUAGAAUUCACCCACACAUACACACACGUGGGCAUCCACAACAGGUGAGCAAGAUGUCAUAAAGUAUACGAGGACACAUCUGCCAGUUUCAUCUCAUAACUGGAAACCUUGUCAUAAGUUAUAGGGUCUAGUUAGAAGUCUAGUUCCUGAUGAGACUGAUGAAUUACAAGAGCCAGCCUGGUGGCACACACAAAUAAUUCCAGUACUCGGACAUAAAGCAAAGGUGACUCUGAAGCCACCCUGACUCCAAAAAGUGUCAGUAGAAAAUAAGAAUGAAAUUAUGAAAGCUGUAAUGUACAAGUCAGUGGGUGUUUUUGAAGUUUUGUUCAUUGGCUUCACUCUCCAUUGUGAAUGUGAAUUUGCCCCACUUUGAGACUGACCUACAGCUCACAAUGAACACUGACGUUUGUUUGGUGCUGUGAGGUUAAAUGUCUUGUGCUAUAGUUAGUAAAGUACCUGGCUUGUCUUAGUGAGUGACCAAUAUAUUGGAAAAUAUUUACUGUUUCUAAAAUCAAGCUGUACUUUGGAGAUAAUGAUGCAAAACUAUCUAAAGGCUAAAAGUGUGGACUUUUGUAUUAAAACCCCUCUCAAGCUUUUCAUGAAGUAAGUCAUCAAUGUUGCUUGUUUUUUGUUGUUGUUUGUUUGUUUGUUAACCUUUAAUAAUGAUUGUGAUGCCCCAUUAUUUCUGUGGUUAAUCAAGAUUUCGUAAUGUUUUCCAACCCUGUGCGUAGGAGAAAAGAUAGUUAAUAUCCUUAAGUGGCAUGAGAAUUUACUACAGGCUUGUGGAUUUCUUGAGCCAGUGAGCUUCUGCUUAGAAGCAGAGGGAUGGAAAAUAGCACAUCAUUACAAGUGACAGCUGCCAGGAGGCCCACUCACCAGGCUUACUGCUUACUCUUCAGGUGAUUUUCCCACAUAAGCCAUGUUGACAUAGGGGCAGGUUCAUGCCCUAGAAAAAUAAUUGCUUGUCACCUGAUUGCGUAGUUGCUACUGAAUAGCUGAAACUACAGUUGGAAAACUGGAGAAUAGUAGGAAAUACUAACGCCUUCCAGGUUUUUUAAUUUUUUUUUUUUUUUUGGUUUUUUUUUUUGUGUUUUGUUUUUAAUCAGGAUGUUUAAAUUUCUUCCUGACAGUUAAGCAAGUACUCCCCCCCCCCUUUUUUUUUUAAGAAUUUUAAUAAUGCUGGGUGGUAGUGACAUAAGCCUUUAAUCCCAGAACUUGGGAGGCAGAAGCAGACUUUUAGAUUAAGGCCAGCCUGGUCUACAGAGUGCUUAGGAUAGCCAGGCUACACAGAGAAACCCUGUCUCAAAAAAAUAAUAAAUAAAUAAAUAAAAAUUUUAAAAUUCAACAAUGCAAGUUUUUAAGAUUUCUUUUGGCUCUACUAAGUAUUAUGUUUAGUCACUUUUUGAGUCUGCCAGGCCCCCCUGAUUUCAUUUGGUCUUCUGCGAGAUGACGUUUAUAGAAUCAGGUAAUUCUUAGAAGGAAAAUGCUGAAGAAUGGCUGCCAUUGUGUAUGAAGAUAUUUGAUCUUGUUACUGCUAUAAUACACUACACUAAUAAUAAUUAAUUAAGUUACUUAAUUUUCACCUUAGUCGCCAGAAGCCAUGAUCAUUUCCUUGCUUUCCUUUUACUUGCUUGGACACAUGGAGAUUUUUUUUUCCUUGUAUUAUUUUCAAG